AUGGGGUCAGAAAUGGAGGCAGCACCCGUACUAUCAACCCCCGACGAUCGAAUCCUCGAAGAAAGGGAGCCCGUAGCCGUGAGCACAGGGUCGCAACCAAUCUCCGAUGACGAACUCUCCAUCACCUACGACAUCGAGCGCACACUGAAGGAGAUCCGUGAUGCACGAUACAAGCGCAUUGCACUUCAGUUCCCUGAUGAUAUGCUCCCGGAUGCGCCUCGGAUUUUCCAAUUGCUGAGCCGUGGCCUCAUCUCCGAAGUUAACAUCAAAUCAAAUGACAAUACCGAGGCAGGAACCAUCACCGAGUCUGUUGCUCAACUAUCUGUGGAUCAUACGGAGAAGUGGUCUCCUCGUCUUUAUAUUCUGGCCGACACCUCGUACGGGACCUGCUGUGUCGAUGAGGUAGCCGCGGAGCAUGUGGAUGCAGACAUCGUGGUACACUACGGAAGAUCUUGCCUUUCGCCAACAGCAAGACUGCCAGUGAUCCAUGUCUUUACCCGCAAACCUCUGAACUUGAACCCGGUUGUGAAUGCCUUUAAAGCGACCUAUUCUGACCUGACCACCAAGGUCAUCAUCGGGGCAGAUGUCACAUUCAUCGAUUAUGUGGCUAUGCUACACGAUCGCCUGGUCGAGGAUGGAUAUACCAAUCUGUUCGCUACAAAGCUGCUCCAUGAACCCUCUUCACCUAUUCCCAAUCGUACAGUCCCCGAGUCUGUUAGUGAAGCACCGGAGACCUUGUCAGACUGGCAACUGUUCCACAUCUCCGACCCACCGACUGCUCUUCUGUUAACUCUUGCAUCUCGUGUUGCUGCCAUUCAUAUUUAUCCUACAAACAACCCGGGCAACGGCGAUGUCAAGCCACUACCAGCAUCCACAGCUGCAGCCUUGCGGCGACGCUAUGCCCUGUUGACAUCUUUGACCACGGUUCCCAUCUGGGGAAUUUUGAUCAACACCUUGAGUGUGAAGAACUACCUACACAUCGUGGAGCAUGUCAAGGAACGAAUUGCGUCAGCAGGAAAGAAAAGCUACAUGUUUGUCGUCGGCAAACUGAACGCUGCCAAGAUUGCCAACUUCAGCGAGAUUGGUGGUUGGGUAGUCAUUGGCUGCUGGGAGAGCUCACUUGUUGAUAGCAAGGACUUCUGGAAGCCCGUUAUUACUCCAUUCGAACUAGAGCUAGCCCUGAAGAGCGAUGCAGAGCGGCUGUGGACAGGAGCAUGGCAGAGUGAUUUCCAGGCUAUCCUUGAUCAGCCCGCUGAAGAGAAGAGCGAUGAACAGAAGAUGUCAAAUGACAAUGCAGAGUAUGAUGAGGGCGAUAUGUCAGAACCUGAGUCUGCACCUCCAGAGUUUGACUUGCGUACUGGGCGUUAUGUUUCGCAUUCACGGCCCAUGCGCGAUACUACACCAUCGGUUUCUCAGGUUGAUGGAUCUUCUAAGCCAUCUGCUGCUAGGGCUUUGGCUCGGAGGACUAAGGGUGAUAUUGCAAUGAUUGGUAACUCUAUAUCUCCAGCGGCGGAAUUCCUCAAGUCGCAGCGCACAUGGAAGGGACUUGGAAGUGACUUCGAUAUCCGAUAUGAUGAUGAGGACGGGGAUGAUAGCACAUUGGUCAAAGAAGGGCGCAAGGGUAUUGCUAGGGGGAUACACUGCCGGUGGCUCAGAUGA
Molecule: messenger RNA, 1659 nt
Organism: Penicillium taxi
Lineage: Eukaryota; Fungi; Ascomycota; Eurotiomycetes; Eurotiales; Aspergillaceae
Product: 2-(3-amino-3-carboxypropyl)histidine synthase subunit 1/2
Exons: 1
Coding region: 1-1659 (552 amino acids)
Biological process (GO): protein histidyl modification to diphthamide
Molecular function (GO): 2-(3-amino-3-carboxypropyl)histidine synthase activity
Source: RefSeq, a predicted model, not a curated record